AUAACAAGGCGAUGGUUCACCCCUGCAGCUGCAACCGAGAUGGUAGGAAAACCGAGAACUGGCAUUGCUGCUCGCCGGAGGAAGGGGAUGGUCGGUGGUGGAAGGAGGCGGCGAUGGCGGGAAGAGCCGACGACGGCCUUCGGCGGUGCUCGGGGUGUUAGGAUUAGGGUUAGGGUUAGGGAUUUGUGAGUUCUUGACGGCGGCGCCCUGCUUUGGAUGCUGAGAGAACGUUUUGUAUUGUCUUCAUUGCUUCCGGAUUCAGGUAAGGACUUCAUUCAGUUGUUUAUUUGUUCUUUUUGAUUCUUUAGGGUUUCGGUUCGGUCGAUUUCUUUUCAGUUUAUUGCUUUAAGUCUGAGUAAGAUCCCUUUUCGAUUCACAUUGUAGUUGUGAAUGAAAACUAUAAUUGUUUGUCAAAGCAAGAAUUGAUGAGAAAAUUGAAUUUCAAAUGAAUUGCAAAAAAAAAAUGGAAGAUAAGAAUGGAGAGAAAUCUCCCACGAGCCUAGGAGCCAAAUUAUUUCAUUCCAUUCAAUUUUAACAAUUGCUAAAUGCAUAUUUAUAAAAUAAAAAACAAUUGCUAAGUACUACAUUGGAAUGCUAUUCUGAUCUGGGGGAAAAGAAUCAACACUAUCUAGUUCAUACAAUUUAGUUUGCUUUUAUAAUUUUACCAAGAGAAUCAUUUAAGUAGUCGCUUUUAGUCUGCUUUUUAUAAUUUUAUAAAGCUAGCUACUUACUGAUGAAAGAAUCAAUGAAAAACUUGUUGAUCGUGAAAAUGCCAAAAUUGCAUUUAGGUUCAGAAACUUUUUGAAGUAGUAUAUUUUGAGAAGACUUUUAAUUAAGAGAACUUCUAGUCCACAUGCAGAAUCACCAAGACUUUACUUGGAUUUAAAUUCUUCUGUUCAAUUUUUGUUUAUCUAAUCUUGUUUAUGACAUACAUGCUGUAUGUUAAAUAUUUUGGUCAUCUUUCUCCUGUGGUAGGACUUGUGAUAUUUCUGAUUACCAAUGUUUUUUGGGUCUAUUUGCAACCAAAUAUGCCAUAAUGUCUAACAAAAUUAUUACGAUGGAAUUUUCAGACUCCCUAGUCUCCAUACAAGUUGUAGAGUAGAGGCCUAAUUUCUAUCCAAAGUUGAACGGCCAACAUUAUUUUCAUGGCUAGCAUUCUUUCAGUACAAUGUUUAACUUCCAUGGUCCUCUGUUGUAUUAUAUAAUUGAUACAAAACUACGUCCAAAUUCCAAUCCAGGACUCCCAAGUCUUUAAGUCUUUUUUUUAUUCUCUUUCCACGCCCUUCAUUAUUCUUUGAAUUAUAAAGAAAAAAGACAUGUCCACUAAGUCUUCAAAGUCAUGCAAGACUUGGUAUGUGCACAAGUCUACCACCACAACAUUUCAAAGUCAUCGCCUGUUCAACUCUUCUUUCUUUCAAGUCCUUUUUUUUCCCAAUUUUUAUUUUAUUUAUUUAUUGUUUUUUGCCCUCUCAAGUCCUCCUUUUCUUUCUUUGUUUUUUUUGGGGUCUCCUUUUGUAUGAUGCACUAUUCACUUGAUAUGAGUGGGAUUCAAAUUUUUAUUUUUUUAUUUUUCCAAUAAGCUAGCCAGGUAGAAAGAACCUAUUUAGGGUCUAAAAUCGAUCUAGUACUUCUGUAUUGAAAAUGUUCACUGCAGAGCGAAGAUAUAGAUAUCAACUUCGACAUGAUCCUAUCAGAUUAAAGUUUUAAUAUGAGCUUGAAUCGCACUCAUAUCAUGUCUGCACUACUUGGUUGGCUCUCUAGUAAAAACUGAUUUGUCAAAAUAAAGAUUGGGCCUUGUCUAAUACUUGAAACCUAUGUUAGUUUAUGAUAAUCUAGCAUGUUCAAAAGAUUUUUCUGUAAUUGAAGUACUUCUCUCCUGUAAAAAUAGUUAACUUCCAACCAUCUCCAUAAUCCUGAUUUUUCGAGAGUACGUAGACAUGACUUUCCAACAUUCAGAGCCACAGAAAAGAUUUCAUCAUAAUUGCAUUAUUCACUACCGAUGGACUAAGGGGGUGUUUGGUUACAUUUCUAUAAAUUAUAGGAAAUGUUUUCCAUCCCAUUGAUUUCCUUGUAUUUCUUAAAAAAAUUAUAGGAAAAGUUUUGAGAAGUUAAAAAGUACAAAUUUUCUUAUUUUUUGGAUUGUGCUUGUUUGGUUCAAAACAAGAAAAUGAGAAAUAACUUUUGGAAAAAUAGCAACAUUUCCUAUAAUUUAUAGAAAUGUAACCAAACACCACCAACUUUAUAGAAAAGUGAGAACUUUGUAGAAAAGAGUUAAUGAGUUUUAUUAUUUAAAUAAUGAAUGCGUCAGAUUUCCAAGAGAUUUCCUCCCAUUUUAGAAGGAAAUCAAUUUCCAUAAAAUUUGGUACUUUUCUGUACUUUACAGAAAACAUUUCUGUAAAAUUUUUUGGAGCCAAACACAGUUUAUAGAAAUGUAUAGAAAACUCUUAAUUACAUAAAUGUACUUUUGAGAAAACCUUUCUCAAAAACAAUGCAACCAAACACCCCCUAAGUUUAAUGAGUCCAUGAAAGUCUUCAACACCACAAAUAUUUCAACAUCUCAAUCACCAUACUCUGUCUAUAAUACAUCUCCUGCUCCGCACACCGCCCUCCCUCUAUGUACUCUUCCCUCCAAUGAGUUCCCAUCACCGCCCCCUCCUCCCCCUCCUCCUCUUACUUCUACUCUCCUACGCCGGUAACUCUACCGACCCCUCUCAAUGCUCCUCCCUCCUAAACCUGAAACGAUCCUUCAGCUCUGCAGACCUCGGCACGUGGAAGCCUGACACAGACUGCUGCGGGUGGGACGGCGUCCUCUGCGACCCAGUCUCGGGCCUGGUCGUCGCCCUCGACUUAAGCCACCGCGUCAUCGCCGGUAAGCUCACCGCCGGUCUCUUUAAUAUCACCUCCCUUCGAAAGCUCAACCUUGCGUAUAAUGUGUUUGAUGAAAUUCCUAUUCCGAAUGAAAUUGGGUCGCUUUUAAAUUUGACCCAUCUUAAUUUAUCAAACGCUGGGUUUGCUGGGCAAGUGCCCGUUGGGAUUGCGAAGUUGACGAACUUGGUGUCGCUUGAUUUGUCGACGAUUUCCUUGGUUCAGAGUUCUCUUAGCCUUGUGAAUCCUAAUCUCGAAACUUUGAUUGGGAAUUUGAGUGAGUUGAGAGAGUUGAAUCUUGAUAGUGUAAACAUUUCGGCAAAUGGGCAUCGGUGGGGCGCAGCGGUGGCGAAAUCUACUCCGAAACUGACAGCUUUGAGCUUGACGAGCUGUUCGAUCACUGGGCCUAUUGAUUCUUCACUCUCGAAGUUGAGCAAUUUGUCGGUGGUUCGAUUGGAUCAGAAUGAGUUGAAUUGCGGUGUGCCUGAUUUCUUCGGAAAGUUGUCUUCUUUGAGUGUGGUUAGUCUCAGUUUUUGUGGGCUUACUGGAAUUUUCCCAAAGGAUGUGUUUGUCUUGAAGAACUUGACAAAUAUUGACUUGUCGUAUAAUCUGAUGCUUUCUGGGUCAUUGCCAGAUAUCUUUAGUGACAGUAGGUUGAAUAGUUUGGUGCUAUCCGGGUCGAAUUUUACUGGGUAUUUGCCGAAUUCUAUAGGGAAGCUGAAAUCUCUGACAAGAAUGGAUCUUUCCGAUUGUGAAUUUUCAGGAGUCAUACCCUUUUCAGUAGGCAACUUAAGCCAAGUGGUUCAUUUGGAUCUAUCGAUGAAUAAUUUCACUGGUCCAAUCCCUUCUCUUCUGCCACCAAGAGUGUCUGAGCUGAUACUUUCACACAAUAGGCUGACUGGUCCUAUCCCUUCAUCUAUCGGAAAGCUUGAGCAUGCAGUGAAGAUUGAUUUUUUAUCUCUAUUUGCUUUCCCAUUGUUACAAGAAGUGCAAUUGAGUAUGAACCAACUUUUGGAUGUUGAAGAAUUAAAAAAUGGAUCAUCUCACUUGGCAACUGUGGAUUUGAGCAAUAAUCUAUUGCAAGGAGAGAUUCCAAGGUCAGUCUUUCAGCUCUCGGGGCUUAAAGUUCUUACCCUCGCAUCGAAUAAUUUUAGUGGGACAGUCGAAGUUGAUUGGUUUACCGCUCUUAGUAACCUCUCGAGUCUGGAUCUAUCAAAUAAUAGGAUUUCGGUAGAGGAUAAGGGUGGUAAUGGUUCUAUCCCCAAAUUUGGCACGUUGAUGUUAGCUACUUGCAAUUUGACCAGGAUUCCAAGUUUCUUAAUGCAUCAAGAUCAGAUGGGCAUCUUAGACCUCUCAAACAAUAAAAUUCAUGGUGCAAUACCCAAUUGGAUAUGGAAUAUUGGGAAGAAUAGUCUGACGUAUUUAAACCUCUCUUUCAACAUGUUCACCUCUGUUGAAGGUCCUCUUCCAAAAGGUCCUCUUCCAAAAUUCAAAAAGAAUACAGCGAUAACUCUUGAUCUCCAUUCGAACUUGCUCAAAGGGCCUAUUCCACUUCCCCCAACAAAUGCCAUCAUUCUUGAUUACUCGAACAACAGCUUCUCGUCUUUUAUUCCACCGGAACUCACCUCCUACCUUAAUUUUACCAUUUUCUUUUCACUUGCUCACAAUAACAUAACGGGAGAGAUUCCACCAUCAAUUUGUAAUGCAAUCAAUCUCCAAGUCCUUGAUUUCUCUGACAACAAUUUGAAUGGUUUGAUACCUCCAUGUCUUUUGGAAAGUUAUAAUGAACUCGGAGUGCUAAACUUAGGAGAAAACCAUCUUCGAGGAAGUAUUCUUUGGAACAUUAGUGAAGAAUGUGGGUUAAGAACAAUAAAUUUGUAA
Molecule: messenger RNA, 4746 nt
Organism: Asparagus officinalis (garden asparagus)
Lineage: Eukaryota; Viridiplantae; Streptophyta; Magnoliopsida; Asparagales; Asparagaceae
Product: probably inactive leucine-rich repeat receptor-like protein kinase At2g25790
Exons: 2
Coding region: 2632-4746 (704 amino acids)
Molecular function (GO): protein binding
Source: RefSeq, a predicted model, not a curated record